AUGGAGACUAUCACCCUGGGCCAGAUGCUGGAUUCUGCCAUCGGGUCACCAAAGACUGAACCCAUCGACUUCGAGCAACUGCGCAACCUCCUGAAAGCAAUGCUUGUGCAACUGGGCCUGCAGGAUCUGCUCGUCCAGGAGAACGGGGAGCCAGUGGAGGGGGAGGGAGGAGUCUCUAUCCUUGAUGAUUUAAAGCAGAGAGUGGAAGCUAAUGAAAAAGCAAUCGCUGAGAUCAGGGGUCUUUGCCAGGAUCUCCAUGGGCAGUUCGGUGAGAUGAAGGAGGAGCAGUCUCGCAUGUCAGAGAGCCUGCAGAAGAUGCAGGAGACUUUUGACCCGGACAACCUCCAAAAAAUGCUGGAUGAGCUCCGCAGACAGCUGUUGGCAGAACUGAUGGGCGAAGGACCAGAUGACUCGGACUGGGAGGAGGAGGCCGGCCCCAAGCGCACACGCACAUGGAAUGACCCAGGGCUGAUUGUCAUCGGCAAUGAAAUUAUCCUCGCGGAAAGUGACAUGGGACGGAGUGACACGGGACGGAAUGUGCGAUGGAGCGACAUGGGACGGAGCGACACGAUGCAGAGUGACAUGGGAUAUAAUUACAUGGAACAAGCUGACAUGAGACAGCAUAAAGGGAACAAGACCGGCAUCUCCAAGAAGAGUGCGCAUGGUGAUUUCRCCACCUCGGGAAUGCAUCCAGGAGCCCCUGGCACACAACCCUCUGCCCAGCGGGUGCAAGGCUACCCAGGAUUCCAGACCAAYUGGGUGCCAACUGAAAGCGUGGCUGGGACAAGCAGCAAGCACUUUUCAUCCAUGGAUGGAAGAGGAGGCAGACCCGGGAUGGAGCCAGUCCCAGGCAUAGCUGGGAUGAGGCUCCUAAAAAUGCCCUCUUCUGAGUACUUAUCUUCUGAGUCACUUGUGGGGUCGCCUGGCCGACACUCUGAGAUGAUGCGGACCAUGUCACCGAUCCCCGGCCUCUCYGGGCCCUAUGGUGUCAACCAGUCUGAAAUGGAGGAGCAGAGGGACGUGGCACACAGGGCGUAUUCCCGCAGAUCCCCGAUGUACUGUGGGGGCAAACACACCAGCACCUACCCGGGACAGCCCAUGGAGCCRCUCCUCCCAAAUCCCAACCAGCCCGGCGCCUUCGGUCUGGUGGGCAGCGAUGGACUCGUGUACCGGGGCCGGAGUGUGACGGGGCCGAACUGAGCAGGCGACUGCAGCCCGCAGAAAUAAAGGGUGACAGCAGCCGAGCUUCCCGAGUGCUUCCUGAGCCGAGUGGCCUUGGGGCAGGAUCCUCCCUUCACRCACAAGGAGGGCAGCGUCUCCCAUCCUGAACACAGUCCCAGCCCAACCCCUCCAGGGUCUGUCAGUGCAACCCCUCAGUGCUGCUUGUGCCCUUGCCAGGGGAGCCUGUGACCCUAAAAGGGGUCUGGGGUAGCAGGAGCAGCAGGAGGAGGAGGAGGAUGCUCAUUUGCUGCUGGAGAAGGGGGAAAUGGGGACCUCAAUGAGCGAACAGAGUUUGAUGCCAAAAGCGGAUCCCACCCCAAGCUGCUGGUUUGCUGUCGCUUAUCCCAUGGGAUGAGCAUCACUAAGCUGCCUUCCUCAGUGCCAGAAAUCCCCUCUGUCACCCCCUUGUCCCUCCUGCAGCGUUGCCAUUGAURGAAAAGGAAGGCACAAACCCCUCUGCUUCCCACCUCCGACCAACACACCACAGCCUGUCCCUGCUCCCUGAGAGAGGGACACGUCCCCUCCUUCCCUUGKGCCACCCCAAAAGCUUGGGGCUACUUUUCCCCAGCUCCCCCGUGCCACCCACCCCUCACUCUGCAUGGGAAAAGCCCCAGAGUGUGCUGAGACCGAACACAAGUCAUGUCACGAGUGAAGGGGAAGGGAAACCCCGACCCGUGGAGCAGCACAGGCUUGUCCCAGCUGGGCUGGGGACACGUGGAUGUGUUCACAGGGGGCUGGGGAUGUCCCCUCUGCACAAAGGCA
Molecule: messenger RNA, 1983 nt
Organism: Malurus melanocephalus (red-backed fairy wren)
Lineage: Eukaryota; Metazoa; Chordata; Aves; Passeriformes; Maluridae
Exons: 12
Coding region: 1-1200 (399 amino acids)
Source: RefSeq, a predicted model, not a curated record